AGAGGGCCUCGUGGGCGAGUCGUGGUGGGUAAACUUAGGAACUUAAAAUUUUAAAUUUUUUUUGAGCAUGAAUUCCAUGAUUAUUAUUUUGAAUUUCAUUCCAGCUUAGUGUCAUUAUUCUCAGUUUAAGGAUGCAGGUGCUUGAUCCGAAUAACGUCAAAGUCUACAACUUGAGUGCAGGCAAAUCCUUGCCAGACUGGCUGUCUGACAGGAAGAGGCGUGCACUUCUCAAUAAAGAUGUCGAUAUCCGACAAAGGAUAGAGCUCAUUCAGGACUUCGAAAUGCCAGGUGUCAGCACCUCAAUAAGAAUGUCAAGAGAUGGGAAUUACAUAAUGGCAGCUGGAAUUUAUAAACCACGAAUAAGGUGUUUUGAGGUUGACAAUUUAGCCAUGAAGUUUGAGCGUUGUUUUGAUGCAGAAGCAGUCACCUUUGAAAUCUUGUCCGACGAUUAUAGCAAACUUGUGUUCCUUCAAUGUGAUCGGUCCAUAGAAUUCCAUGCCCAGUAUGGCAGGUACCACAGGCUAAGGAUACCUAAAUACGGCAGAGAUAUGAAAUAUCAUUAUCCCAGCUGUGACCUCUAUUUAGUUGGUGUCAGUUCUGAUAUCUAUCGAUUGAAUCUAGAGAGGGGACAGUUUCUGAAUCCUUUUGUGUCCGAAGGAAGUGAGCUGAACAAAAUUGCCAUGAACCCAGUUCAUGAUCUGAUCAUCGUUGGUACAAAAGAAGGUCGCAUCGAAGCGUGGGAUCCUAGAGCUCGAGAUAGAGUCAGCUCGCUUGACUGUUCAAUGAGUUGCAUGACUGAUAACAGUAUAGAAAUAGAGGAGUUUCCCUCAGUCACUGCUUUACAAUUCAACGGUGCAUUAACUCUUGGUGUUGGAACUGCAACGGGACAAGUUUUACUCUAUGAUAUUAGAUCAGAUAAGCCGUUCAAAGUCAAGGAUCACAUGUAUGGACUUCCCAUAAAAAAUAUUGAUUUUUGUCAAGAUCAAGUUCUCUCUAUGGAUUCUGCUAUUUUAAAAAUAUGGAAUAGGAAUACGGGUUCUUUGCUCACCUCAAUUGAAGCAGGAAACAAUACGGAGUUCAAUGAUCUAUGUCUUGUCCCAAACUCUGGAAUGAUGUUCAUGGCAAAUGAAAGCAACAAAAUCUUGACAUACUACAUUCCUAGUUUGGGUCCUGCCCCCAAGUGGUGCGGCUUCUUAGAUAGUCUUACAGAAGAGCUUGAGGAAAGUAAUCUACAGACAAUUUAUGAUGACUACAAAUUUGUCACCAAGAAGGAGCUGGAUGAUCUGGGAUUGGGGCAUCUAAUAGGAACAAAUCUUCUGCGAGCACACAUGCACGGAUAUUUCAUGGAUGUCAGACUAUAUCGUAAAGCCAAGUCUAUAGCUGAUCCAUUCACAUUUGAGGAAUACAAACGCAAAAAAGUCCGUGAAAAGAUCGAAGAAGAGCGCACCAACCGAGUGCAAAUCAACAAAUUACCAAAGAUUAACAGAGAACUCGCAAUGAAACUGAUGGAAGAGAAGGAGAAUGAGAAAAAUCAAAAGAGAGCGAAGAGUGCGGGUAAUCUUUUGCAAGACAAUCGAUUCCAAGCACUCUUCCAGAACCCAGACUUUCAAGUCGAUACGAAUGCUGAGGAAUACAGGUUGCUGAAUCCAGUUUUGACCCGAUUAGAUAAGAGCAAGAAGAAGCAGCUGAAGAAGCAUGCUAUAGAGGAGCAAUUUGAUAUGGUUGAUGAUGAGGCGGAAGGCAAGGGCACUUCUGACGACAGUGAAAUCGAGUAUGAAAGUUCUGAUGAUGAGAAGGAGUGGGCCAAAGAUGUGAAGAAACAGCAUAGGCUGAUUAAGAAAGAAAAACGGCUGAAAGCAAUGAUGGAAGAGGAUGAGGAUGCAGAGAGUGAUGAUUUUGAAGAAUCAGAGAAGCCUCAGCCAAAAUUCUUUGAACUCAAAAGUGGGGAAGAUUAUGCUGGUCCAAAUUCAAUUAAUGCGAAGAAAGAAAAUCUGAAAGAUUUACCCCUUGAAGAACGACUCAAAAGAGAAAUGGCAGACUCUGUUAAUUUAAUCACAAGCAACUGUAGAGAAAUGACUUUCACCAUUAGCAAGCCCUCAAAAUUCAUCAAGGACGAAAAUAAUGCAUCAAAACAUAGAGAUGAAAGAAAAAAACUUGUUCGGAAGUUCCCUAGCAAAUUUUCAAAUUCUAAAUCUAAAUCGAAGUUCUUCAAAGGCAAAAGGUGAUCUGUGUAAAGCAGAAAUCAAGUUGUGUAACUCUCCUUCAAUUUUUUUUUCAAUUUGAUUGUUAUCAGAUUGAUUUUAUCCUUUUUUUGUUCUAAUUUCAUGUACGAUUUUGCAAAGAUUUUCUCACGAUUUUUUAUGAAAUUAUCCAUCAUUGACACUACACACAUAAAAUAAAGAACUAUCAAGAACUUA
This is a messenger RNA of Bemisia tabaci, 2417 nucleotides long. RefSeq names its product nucleolar protein 10 lethal (2) 34Fd (gene l(2)34Fd). Gene Ontology annotation, molecular function: protein binding. Gene Ontology annotation, biological process: maturation of SSU-rRNA from tricistronic rRNA transcript (SSU-rRNA, 5.8S rRNA, LSU-rRNA). NCBI's taxonomy places the organism in Eukaryota, Metazoa, Arthropoda, Insecta, Hemiptera, Aleyrodidae. Gene Ontology annotation, cellular component: nucleus; 90S preribosome; nucleolus. The record is from RefSeq and is a predicted model, not a curated record.